Closterium sp. Naga37s-1 is the source of this 1134-nucleotide messenger RNA. The record is from the annotation of a GenBank genome assembly. NCBI's taxonomy places the organism in Eukaryota, Viridiplantae, Streptophyta, Zygnematophyceae, Desmidiales, Closteriaceae.
AUGGCUCGGGUGUAUCAGAAAUGGAAAGGAGACAAUAAGUUCUUCCUGUGGGGGCUGUGCGUGUUCGGGCCAGACGUGCGCUCACUGUUGGUGUCCAUCUGCCUCAUCACCAUCCCCGGCGCGCUCUUCUGCGUCUUCGUCGCGUACCAGCUCAUCGACAAGAUGUGGGGCGGCAUCGCCGUGCUCCCCGCCGCCAUCUCGCUCAUCACAUGGGACCUGUACAUUCUGCUCUUCACAGCCUGUCGCGACCCGGGCAUCGUCCCGCGCAACCCCACUGCGCCGGCGGGGAAGGUUCCGCGCAGCCGCGAGGUGGUGGUGAACGGCGUGGCGGUGAAGGUGAAGUGGUGCGACUCGUGCCUGCUGUACCGCCCGCCGCGCUGCUCGCACUGCUCCAUCUGCGACAACUGCAUUGACCGCUUCGACCACCACUGCCCCUGGGUGGGCCAGUGCAUUGGGCGGCGCAACUACCGGUUCUUCUUCACCUUCAUCCUGUCCACAACAGCGCUCUGCAUAUUCGUGUUCGCCUUCUCCGCGUACCUCAUCAACCAGCUCAUGUUCAACGCACACGACCCGGCAGCCGGCACGCGCACGGUGUGGCAGGCCAUGGGGCAGGCGCCCGUGGCUGUGGUGCUCAUGGGCUUCACCUUCCUCGCUGUGUGGUUCGUGGGGGGGCUGUCAGGCUUUCACAUCUACCUCAUGUGCCGCAACCAGACGACCUAUGAGAACUUCCGGUGGCGCUACGACAAGAAGCCCAACCCCUACAGCCGCGGCUGCCUCAACAACGUUGGCGAAGCCCUCUGCUCCGAGAUCCCCCCCUCCCGAACCAACUUCCGAGCCAAGGCUGCCGAAGCAGAGUUCGCCAUCUCCGAGCCGCAUCUCACGGAGCCCGACCCUCCGCCUGGCUCGUUAUCAGCCUCGGUGGACCCGAAGCGCACCCGAAACUUGCUGCCAGGCUCGGGAGGAUCGAAAGUGAGGAGGGAGGGAGUGCAGGGACAGCAGAGGCAUGCUUGCAUGGAGCGUGCAGGAGUGCAGUGGGCUCAUGGAAUAGCCAGACGAGAAGGGAACACAUGGGACAGAUGCAGAGGCAGUGCUGGUCAAGGUGCUGCUUCCUCUCCCAUCCGUGGCUCCAGUUAA